ACUAAAAUCCAUGGGGUUGGAUUUGUAAAAAUACACGCACCGUGGAAUGUAUUGUGUCGAGAGGCAGAAUUUCUUAAGCUCAAGAUGCCCACAAAAAAGAUGUAUCAGAUCAAUCAGACCCAUGGUCUUCUGAAAAAGAUUAACUCCGUAAUUCAAAAAAUAACAGAGCCCAUCCAGCCGAAAGUAGCAGAACACAAACCUCAGACGGUGAAGCGCCUCUCCUACCCCUUCUCCAGAGAGAAGCAGCACCUAUUUGAUUUGUCUGACAGAGAUUCCUUCUUUGACAGUAAAACAAGAAGCACUAUAGUUUAUGAAAUAUUGAAAAGAACGACAUGUACCAAAGCAAAAUAUAGCAUGGGGAAAGGAGAGGGAAGAAAGAAGGAAACUACCCUUUUAAAUAAAAGACGAAAAUGUGGUAAAUAUGGGAUCACCAGUCUGCUUGCCAAUGGAGUUUACAGUGCUGCAUAUCCUCUGCAUGAUGGUGACUAUGAAGGUGAAAACGUUGAACCUAACGACAGAAAACUCCUGUGUGAGGAGUGGGCGAGCUAUGGAGUCUUUUACAAAUAUCAGCCAAUUGACCUGGUGAGAAAAUACUUUGGAGAGAAGAUUGGGCUAUAUUUUGCCUGGCUGGGAGUUUAUACACAAAUGCUUAUUCCAGCUUCAAUCGUAGGGAUUAUCGUUUUCCUCUAUGGCUGCGCAACUGUGGAUGAGAAUAUACCAAGUAUGGAAAUGUGUGACCAGAGAAACAAUAUCACCAUGUGUCCCUUAUGUGACAGAACGUGCAGCUACUGGAAGAUGAGCUCCGCUUGUGCGACUGCUCGCGCAAGUCAUCUGUUCGAUAACCCUGCAACUGUCUUCUUCUCGGUCUUCAUGGCUCUCUGGGCUGCCACCUUUAUGGAACACUGGAAGAGAAAACAGAUGCGUCUCAACUACAGGUGGGACCUGACUGGGUUUGAAGAGGAGGAGGAGGCAGUCAAGGAUCAUCCAAGAGCAGAAUAUGAAGCUAAAGUUUUAGAAAAAUCGCUGAGAAAAGAACACAAACAUAAAGAGACAGAUAAAGAAAAGCUGACAUGGAAGGAUCGUUUCCCAGCCUAUUUAACCAAUUUUGUUGGCAUUAUCUUCAUGGUUGGGCUGACCUUCGCUAUAGUGUUUGGAGUCAUCAUAUACAGGAUCUCGACUGCAGCGGCGCUGGCAAUCAGUUCCACUCCCUCGGGCCGGUCAAGCGUUAGGGUCACCGUCACUGCCACCGCAGUCAUUAUCAAUUUGGUCGUCAUCAUCAUCCUGGAUGAAGUAUACAGCUGCAUCGCAAGGUGGCUAACUCAGAUCGAGGUGCCAAAAACUGACAAGAAUUUCGAAGAGCGACUGAUUUUUUUGAAAUUUGUCAAUGCCUACACACCCAUUUUCUACGUUGCUUUCUUCAAAGGCCGAUUUGUUGGACGUCCAGGAGACUACGUCUACAUUUUCCAUUCUUUCCGAAUGGAAGAGUGUGCUCCAGGCGGUUGCCUAAUGGAGUUGUGUAUCCAGCUCAGUAUUAUCAUGUUGGGCAAGCAGCUGAUUCAGAACAAUUUAUUUGAGAUUGGCAUCCCAAAAAUGAAGAAAUUUAUACGAUACAUGAAAUUAAAGCGUCGACGUUCUUUAGACCAUGAAGAGCACAUGAAAAAAAAGCAGCGUUACGAAGUUGACUACAACCUGGAGCCCUUCGCUGGACUUACCCCUGAAUACAUGGAAAUGAUUAUUCAGUUUGGGUUUGUAACUUUGUUCGUUGCAUCCUUCCCGCUGGCGCCUUUGUUCGCUUUGUUGAACAAUAUCAUUGAAAUCCGUCUAGAUGCAAAAAAAUUUGUUACCGAGCUGAGGAGACCGGUAGCAGUCAGAGCAAAGGAUAUAGGAAUCUGGUAUAAUAUCCUCAGAGGUAUUGGAAAGCUUGCUGUCAUCAUAAAUGCAUUUGUGAUCUCAUUCACAUCCGACUUCAUUCCACGCCUCGUGUACCUGUAUAUGUACAGUGAGAAUGGCACCAUGCAUGGCUUCGUGAACCAUACACUAUCCUCUUUUAAUGUCAGCGAUUUUCAAGCAGGAACAGCUCCAAACGACCCCAUGGAUCUUGGCUACGAGGUUCAGAUAUGCAGAUACAAAGAUUAUCGAGAACCCCCUUGGUCUGAAAACAAGUAUGACAUUUCAAAGGAUUUCUGGGCUGUCCUAGCAGCAAGAUUAGCAUUUGUGAUAGUUUUCCAGAACUUGGUCAUGUUUAUGAGUGACUUUGUUGACUGGAUUAUCCCAGACAUUCCCAAGGACAUUAGUCAGCAGAUUCAUAAAGAGAAAGUUCUCAUGGUGGAGGUCUUCAUGAGAGAAGAGCAAGGCAAGCUGCAAAUGCUAGAAACCUGGAAAGACAAGGACAAGAAAAAAGGUGAAAACUGUAACAAUCACAGCCCCAGACUCUCCAGGAGCCACAGUGGGAGCUUGUCCUCCUGCCAUUCGUAUCCUCUCGACGUAUAGAAGAGGAGGGAGUUAAAUAUGUCGGGGCAUUCCACUGAUACACAAGCCAUUGCGUAAAGGGCAGGACUCGAUUAAUGGACAACCUGGUGCAUGUUGAAGGAUGUGCUGCCAUUUUGCUCCCAUCUUUGUGAGAAACGCUCUUCUUACAAAUAUGGAGGACCACGUUCUAUUUCUGAUAAUGUUGUUGUUUUUUCUUUUGCACAAGCAGUAAUGCAGGGAAUUUUUAUAUUUCAUCGAUAGAUAACACUAUUGACGUUGGUGUG
Balearica regulorum gibbericeps (East African grey crowned-crane) is the source of this 2753-nucleotide messenger RNA. Lineage: Eukaryota; Metazoa; Chordata; Aves; Gruiformes; Gruidae. The record is from RefSeq and is a predicted model, not a curated record.